UUUCUAGCCAUGGCCUCAGCUUGCCCUCUAGCACGAAAUGUGACCCUGUAGUACUGAGCACUGUCACACAACUCGGAACACAGCCUGGACCAUGUUCUUCUGAAUAUCAGACCCCAUGUACUACCAGUGAGAACAGGUCAUCACCAUCUCCCUCUUACCUACAAAGUCCAAACUUUAGCUUUCUCCCCCCAGUCCUUCCGAUGCUGUCUGCCUACUGUGCACACCGCUGACUUCCAACACCCAGCACCUCUCGGGUACUAGUCCUAUUCCAUCAGAUCCAAGAAUGCAAACCUCAGCUCUCCUCUCCCAUACCAGAGGCCUAAGACUCCGUCCACCACCCUCAGACCCAGAGUCCUGACUUCUGCCCCCUUCCUUUUUAGAACUAGGAGUCUGGGCCUCAUGUUUGAACUUUCCCCUCCUCUGAACUUGACUCCUACUGCUGUGUCAGGAAAAAAAGAACCAACAGGUGGCACCUGCCGGCAGGGUCUGAACACGACCACCUGCCGCUGUUGCUCACCCGGGUCCCUCUCUCUGCACCUGCUCCUGUCUGUCGCCAGUGACCGCUCCACCCAACCCACAGCUCGGGACUCGGGGGAGGAGAUAGUAAGGGAACCCUCGAAGUGAGCCAGGCCGGUCCUCACGGCGUGUGUGUCCCGCCCCUUUUCUGGGUCCUUGCAGGGCUUCUGAUCCAAGGCUCGCUCUCUUGACUCCCACUCGCCCUAGAAAGGGGAGUCGAGGGCGGCCCAAGGCUUGUGGGGUGGAGCCUAAGGUCUCCAGCCUAAUCCGGGAGACUCCACCCGCUUCAAGGCACAGCUGAGUAGCUGAGAGGAGCCUACCUGGUGAGAAGCCCCUGGGGUAGAUAUGGGGAUUUUUUUUUUUCAUUUUACCCUUCAUUCUCCGUUCUGGUUCCCCCUUCUGGUCCCAAUAUCUUUCCCACAGAGCCCCGUGCAUGACACUCAACCCAUUCUGUUUCAGGGACCCCUAUGUUUCCCAGACACUUGUCAUAUUCUUUGAUUCCCGUCUGUCCUAGAAUCUUCGAUUCUAGUCCCUAACAGCAUGCAGUUCUCGUCCUUAAUCUCCUCCUCCUUCAGGGUUCAGACUCCAGACGACUGCUUCCUGCACUUUCAAAGGCCCAGAACUCCAGAUUCCAAUGCUCUCCCUCUUAGAUGCAGGAGCCCAUGACGCAGGUCCUUCCUGUACCGCCAAGAUCCAGGGAUUUAGACCCAGCCCUUUUGCUUCCGACUCAGAACUCCAGGCCCAAAGCCUUCUACAGACACAGCAGUCCAUGCCCAAGUACUUCUCCCUCCAGCCAGAACUCCAGGCCGCAACCUUUCUUCAGUCCUAGGGCUCCAGGCCCCAGCCCGUGUCUCUCACACCCGGAGGUUCAGGACCAGCCCUCCUUUCUCAGACCCAAGGGCCCAGAGACCAGUCAUCCCCCAAAAGAGCUGAUCUGGCCCAGUACUUUUGUCUCUAACCUUUCACACUGUCUCCAAAAUUCCCCCAAUGGCAGCCUCCCGUCAUCCACUUUGACCCUGCCGCGCUCUGGUGGCUCUGGCUUCCUCUGUCCAGGUCUCCACCUCAGCCUUGGCAAUGACCCUGGCAGCCUCCUCCCAGCGCUCCCAAAUCAUCCGUUCCAAGUUCCGCUCUGUCCUGCAGCUUCGGAUCCACAGACGGAAUCAAGACUGCACCUCUGAUUCAGAUCCAUGGAUCUCAGCCUCAGGCCCAGCUCUGGCUCCAGCUUUGCCCACUGUUCCUGCCUCUUUCCUUGUCAGCCCUGGCGUCUUGUCCCCUGAGCCAGCAUAUUGUCCUUGGAGGGCUCCAAAGAAGGAAUCUCCCAAGAACUCCCAACAUUGGAAGGAGCCUAAGGUCAGGGGGAACUUGACAUAUCACCUGUACAUGCCUCCAGAACAGAGACAAGGGCCCAGGGCAAAUCUGCAAGUUGAGAGGUCAACCCUGGGUCCCCCGGACCCACCUCUUUGGGAAAAGAAUUCACAGAGACCACAUCCUCGGAUGAAGCCUUCCUCAGCAGGAGUCUCCAGUCCCUCGCCCCCUUCACACAAGCUGGAACUUCAGACCCUUAAACUGGAAGAGCUGACGGUCUCAGAGCUUAGGCAGCAGCUGCGCCUGCGGGGACUCCCGGUGUCCGGGACCAAAGCGAUGCUCCUGGAGCGCAUGCGUGGUGGCACCCCGCCCAGAGAACGGCCGAAGCCCAGGCGAGAGGACAAAGAGGCCGCUGCUCCCUGGCCCCGCCUCAAGCCCAAGGCGCUGGGAACUACUCGGCUACCCAGCACGGUGAAGGCAAGCGCGACAAAUCGUAGGCUGAAGUUUUCUGGAGCUACGGAUCCCCUGGGAGCAGCUCCCGCUCCGGCUUCUGUUCCUGCUCCCACUCCCUCUCCAGCUUUGGCUCCGACUCCGACUCCAGCUCCAGUUCCAGCUCCAGCUCCAGCUCCUUUCCCGACACCUCCAGCUAGCCUGACUCUGGAGGAGGAGCUGCAGGAAGCGAUCCGUAGGGCGCAGCUGCUUCCAAACCGCAACAUCGAUGACAUCCUGGAAGACCAAGUGGAGCCAGAUGGUAGGCGAUUAGCUCCCACAUUUAGGGGAGGAACUGAACUUGGGAACUCCAGGGUCUCGUCGAAGGAGAAGUGGGUUGGAAACAGCGCAGUGAGCAGAAUCCAUCCCCCUAAAGCUCACACUCCUCCUGCAGACCUGCUGCCUCCCGUGCCCUUGGACUUCCCUGGCUCAUUUGACCUGCUGUCUCCCUCCCCGGACUCGGAAGGCUUCUCUUCCGUCUUCUCUUCUUCACUACCGUCCCCCACAAGCUCCCUGUCCCCUUCUCCAAGGGCCCUCACUGAUUCCUUGGACUGGCUGGAGGCCUUGAGUGGGGGUCCACCACUGGGCUCUGGGCCUCCCGGCCCCAGCAUCUUCUCUGCGGACCUAUCUGAUCCCAGUGGCAGUCUGCUCUGGGAACUGCUGCCAGAUCCUUGGUGACAGACCCUUGGGUCUAAGGAGAGGUCAUCUGCAUCCACAGGGACCCUCCAACUACAGAGUACUGAUGCCCUCGUCCCCUCCUGACUCACCGCUGCUGCUGAUAUCUUAUGUGCCUGGACCUGCCUAUGGGGCCUCUGUAUGGCCCCUCCCAGGCCCAGUGGUUGGGGUUGGGGGGUUCAUUUGCUACUGGCCAGUGCAUACAAGCUUGCUGCCUCCCUCAGAGACCUGCAGGUUGUGUGGCUGCCUGUCAUCUGGGGAUGUGAAACUUUGUGCUGUUUGAGGUCAGGAAAGGACCAGGUAAGAGUAGAAGGACCGCCCCCCACCCCCACCCCGUGGGCCCCCAAGUUCUAGUUAGAGGUGAGAGGACCAGAAGCUACUAGUGAGAGGUGACUACAAACUCCCUAUGACCUUGAACUUAUGGCCCCACCCCCACCUCAGAGCUGUGAUUUUAUCUAGCUUUCUUGGGGUUUUGUUUUGUUUUGUUUUGUUUUGUUUUUGAGAGCAAGUGUUGCUAUGUAGUGCCAAGCUGGCCUCAAACUUGUUACAAUCCUCCUGCUUCAUCCUCCUGGGUGCUGAGAUUACAGACAUGAGCCAUUAUACCCAGUUCUCAUGUCUUAUUGAAGGGCUUCCCAGAGCCAUGAGGUGGGAAGAUAGAUAAAAGGGGAGAGGAGAUAGAAUGUUUCCCGGGGGAGCCUCUGCCUCCACCUCGCGCUGGAAGGAUGACUGUCUAGUGAAUUAAACUGUGGAUCUCGCGUGUGGCCCGAGGCUCAUGAGACUGGACAGCUGCAUUCACAUUUGCAUCUAUUAACAAACCCACAGAACAGGAGCUGCAUCAGUUCCUGUCACAUAGCUGUGACCAGCAUACUCCAGAGAGAGUAGGUAGGGAGAGGGGCUUAAUUUGCCCAGGUUUUCAGAACCUGUUUGGCCCAAUGUGACUGGGGGCGGGGAGGAGAGGGGGGAACACCAUGGUGGCCAAAUAUAUGGAGCAGAUACUUCACUUCAGGGUGGAUGGGAAGCAAGGGUAGGUGAGAAGAAGAGAAAGAGGAGCUAGGAUGAGAAACCCCUAAGACCUAUCCACCAAUGGCCUACUAGUCCUGAAGUUUCCAGACCUCUCCAGUAGCACCCAACAGCUGCACAUGAGCCAGUGCAGAUCAAUAUGUAUUCAAAGUGUAACCAUAAGUGGCUAUGGUUUACUGGACUCUGCAGGCCCACAAGAUGGUGGGGGUAGGGGUGGGGUGGGGAGUGGUGGACAUAUACUCAUCCCUAAGCCCAGAUGGCUGAGCAUAUCUGGCAUGGCUCCUUCAGAUAUGUUGGUACAAUGAUGGAGAUGGGGGGAAGGCUGACCCCAGUUGGAUCGCUGGACUUCUUGUAUGGCAGCCCAGGACUUUGAAGUGUGAAAGUAUAGCUCACACCUGUAAUCCUAACACUUAGGGCAAUAGGCAUGAAGAGCUGGGGCAGGAGAAUCAGCCCAAGAUCAAUUUCAACUAUAUAGAAAGUUCGAGACCAGUCUGAGUUACAUGAGACUCUGUGUCACAAACAAGAAAGAGACAGGGGACUUGGGGGAAGCUGGGCCUGAACACGUGAGACCUCCAGAAAUGGGCAAUCUCCUAUGCCUUUGAGCCUGACAGUACAUUUUGUCUAAUUUUCCUUUUCUGCUAAGAUCAGGUUAUUGGGAAAGAUGGGACCAGUGUUAAAGGGACAGAGGUAUAUAUGUGAGUUGUCAAUCAGAUGUCUCAGUGCCUAACCUGGGCCCUCAGAGUUAAAGAAAAACUAAAGCCUGAGUUUCUACUUUGGUAAAGGUCAGAUCACAAUCCAAGCGCAGACUGACAUUUCUGUGGCUGUGACACAUGGGGUCAUGGAGCUAUGACAGAUCAGGGUUUCUGAAAGAGACAGAAACCCUGGUGAGUGGAAGAGAGCUCAGAGAAAUAGCUGAGCCUCCAAGGGUGAGGGGGUGCUGGUAGAGAACUUUCUGGAAGAGGAAAGGGAGUAGGUGAGGACGGCACAGUGGAAAGAAGCUGGCUCUCGAGAGGCUGAUGAGGUUCAGUGCUCUGAGCAAGAGAGCAGAGAGGCGGUGGCUGCCCCAGGCUGGAGAUGGGCAGAGCUGUCCUGACGCCCUGGGAUGAGCUGAAAGCUAACUCGGGGGUUCCCAGGCCUGCAGGACAGCGGGGUGUAGUGAGCUUCCUCUUCCGGCUCUAGACAUUUUCCUUCUUAUUUCUUGUAUUUUUAACAUUUUUAUUUGUGGGUGUACGGGCACACCACAUGUGUACCUUGGAAGCUUGAGGAACCUCUAACUCAAGCCUGAGCUGGGUACCAGGUACUGCAACAGACCCUGGAAGAGCAGCAAGCUGUCUCUCUAGCCCCUUGUUCUUGUUUUGUAAGACAGCAUCUGGCUGUGCUCACCUCCUGUCAGUCUCUUCCUAACUCUGGCUACUGAGGUCCUGCCUACAGCUAACCUCCACCUACCGCUCUGGCAUCUCUGAUUGGCCCUCUGGCUGCUUCCUUCUCCCCUGUCUGUCCCUAGGCACAGCUGUCCUCUCUCUGCUGUGUAACCCAUUUCCCUGUCCCUAGUGUCUCCAACCAAGUCAUACUCCUGUCUCCUGCCCACUAUCAUCAUCUAUCCUCAGCCAGUCAGCCUUGGGGGAAGGGAGAGCAGUGUGGAGCCCUGACAGCCUGGGGAGAGGUAGGGACGGAUGGCCCAGGGAUUCUCUAGAAGGUGGACACUUAGAAGGCUAGUGCAGGCUUGGCAUGAGUGCUUGCUUGAGCACGGUGUACUCCUUGCCACUGCUAUCUCACUUCCCAUGUUCAGUCCCUCCAGUGGCUUCAGUGUCCCUGAGGGCCUCAGGCUUUCAUCCACGUGCCACCCUCGAUCUUCACAGAGGGCAAGGUAUCUUGUUUCCUUCCAUUCCCUUCUUCUUCCUCCUCCUCCUCUUCCUCCUACAAGACUAAAUCUCCCUAUGUAGCCCACCCAGUCUGUCCUUAAACUGAACACUGUCAGGGUUCAGUUUCUAGCAUGCUCAAAUUGGAUGCAUGGGCUCCCACACAUGAUCCUUUAUCUUAAGUGUAGACGUCGGUCAGAAAUCAGUGGAUGUGGAGAUGGUCGGUGUUGACAUCAUUUGGAGAUAGAAUUCACAUUCCACACCCAUUGGUAGGUAGAGCUCAUUGCUUUCCAUAAACUCACUUCUUCUACCACGUGGUCAAUUUUAAAUUUUUAAUCCAU
This is a messenger RNA of Mus musculus (house mouse), 6205 nucleotides long. It is a transcript of the gene Mamstr, whose product is annotated as MEF2 activating motif and SAP domain containing transcriptional regulator. The record is from RefSeq and is a predicted model, not a curated record. The coding region runs from base 1591 to 2988 and encodes 465 amino acids. The transcript is spliced from 8 exons. Gene Ontology annotation, cellular component: nucleus. NCBI's taxonomy places the organism in Eukaryota, Metazoa, Chordata, Mammalia, Rodentia, Muridae.